GGCUGCAGGCAUCUACAUGGACAGCCCUGCCUGCGCUAUAUUGUGGGGUCCUUGCAGCCUGGCCGUUUGGCUGCGAAGAGGAGAGAGUAGCAAUGGCGGAUUACGAUACCUUUGACGAUCGGGCCUACAGCAGUUUUGGAGGCGGCAGGGGGUCCCGACGAGGUGAUGCUGGCCCUGGUCCACGCAAACAAAAAGAGCUUCCCACAGACCCACCAUUCACAGCAUAUGUGGGCAAUCUUCCAUUCAAUACUGUACAAGGAGACAUAGAUACCAUCUUCAAAGAACUGAGUGUCAGGAGUGUGCGGUUAGUCCGAGAUAAGGAGACAGACAAGUUUAAAGGUUUCUGCUAUGUAGAAUUUGAUGAUCUGGAGUCCCUUAAGGAAGCAUUGGCAUAUGAUGGCGCACUUUUAGGUGACCGUUCUUUGCGAGUGGAUAUAGCAGAGGGCAGAAAACAAGAAAGAGGUGGCUUUGGCUUCAGGAAAGGAGGGUCCGAUGACAGAGGAGGAGAACACGAUAGUUACGGCUCUAGAGGAGGUUCAAGAGAUGACUUCAAUUCUGGCUUCAGAGAUGAUGACUUUUUAGGAGGCAGAGGUGGUAGGGGAGCUCGCGGUGGUCCUAGUGAUCGUCGAGGGGCCCCACCUCCAGGAGGUCCUGGACGUUUCAGAGAAGCACCACGUGGAGGAUCUGAGGACUUCAGAGAACCUACAGAAGAGGAAAGAGCACAUAGACCUCGACUGCAACUUAAACCCAGGACAGUUGCAGGCCCUCUCAAUCAAGUAGCCAAUCCUCACUCUGCCAUCUUCGGUGGAGCCAAACCCAGAGAGGAAGCUGGCGGAACAAAAGAGAAGGAAUGAGCUGAACCCGUGGGAGGGAUGGAGGAGAGAGUAAGCCCGUCACUCUGGAACCCUGCAGUUACCAUUCCUUCCUCCUGACAUUCACUCCUCAUCUCCCUCCUGUCGAAACUGAACACUGAGCUUGUGAAUGCAUGUCAGCUGUUAACAAGUGGUUUUUAGUACGUUCUCUGCUUUUCUGUAUCUUGUACCUGCAUUGUGCCGUUUCCACUUCUAUCCCUCUAUCUAUCUGCAGCGCAAUGUCCUGCAGGGAAAGCCUCUUCCAAAAAUGGAGUUAAUUUUGGACAUGGGAGAAGAUAUACUAUUUCUCAGUACAUUUUUCCUUUUUUAAUUUGGGGGCGAUUGUGUUAUUGGUUUAACACUAAGUUGCCCUUGAGUUAUUUAGUGCUUUGCCUCACCUCUUACCUGCAUGUUUUGUUCUGUAUUGCCAAGACGCUGAGAUGGUAGUACCUGGCAUAUGUGUUCUGUGCCACAGAUUAAAGUGACAGGCAACUGCUAACCUGUAAACUUAACUGGGUUUUUUGGCAUUAGGCCUGUUCCACAAACACCUCCCUGUAUUUGUACAGAAUGAUCUAUAUGCUUCUCCGCAUGGAGAAGUUUUAUCUAAUUAACUUGUUAAAUUUUUUGUUUACCUUGGCGCAUAUAUCUAUAUGACUUAUCCUAUCACGUGUCUAGUUUGCUCUAUAAUGUGCUUCACAAUGAAUUAGACUUUCUUGCUGUACUGUGCAAUUAAUGUACAAUAUGGAGACGCCAAUUCAUGAAAAGGUAGCUGUUCUGCAAACGAAAGGAUGUGCUAAGUAUAAUUCGUUAGUAACUUUUGUUGCCUAAUAAUUUUUAACAUAUACAUAUAAUAAAAGUCAAUUUUUUUGGGUUCCUCCUCUUUUAAAGCUCUUUAACUAGAAAAUUGAGCCGUAAAAUAUACUAUUUCUGCAGACAGAGCAUUGACCGUGCUGAUAUGCAUUUGAAGUGUGUGUUAUAUUUUUUUAUUUUUUUUAUUUUUUUGUUAAUCCAAUUUUGAUACUGGUGUUGGCUCACUUGUGUAGCCCCCUGCAGAGGUCAUUUACUAGUCUUAUUGCUUGAGGUCCAUUUUUUUUUUUUUUUGUCAAAUCCAUAAUUAAGGAUUCACAUACACGACCGUUUGUCGGGUGCAUCUCCCAGGCCGACAGCGGCUCCUCUGACCAAAACUCUCUGCAUUAUAGUGGCUUAUAAUGCAGUCAGUUCCUAUCUGAUUGUGGGUCUAUUGUACUGUACUCCACUGGAUGAGGCACCACCAUUACUCCAGAGAUGUGGCGUCAUGUGCAUGAGCCCUAAGUAUUUUAUUUCAGGACUUUUCUCCUAAAAUUAGGGCAUCAGGGUACAGCCACAUGGUUAGAUUUCCUGAUAUGGUUUUGGAAGCCAAAAUUGGGAGUGGACAAUGAAAGAGGAGACAGUAUAAAGGACAGAUACAACUUCUCUUUUUUUUUUUUUUUUUUUUUAUUCACUCCUGGUUUUGGCUUCCAAAUCUGCGUCCAGAAUCCUGACAGUGUGGCCGUACCCUUAAGAUUGACAGGGCACAGUGCAAGUGAUUAAGUUGUAUUAAUGAACAUGGCUGCAACGUUGUCUCGAGCAGUCCCGGCAGAAGGAUCUGAAUCCAGUAUUAUGAUAAAAGUAAAUAAGGGCAGAGAUUUUUAUUUUUAUUUCUUACCUCAGUGUCUCAGCAUAUCAAUUGCUUUCACUCUCCUUUUGCUAUGUACAUUCUCUGCAUUAAGAACCAUUUGUCUAACACUAGCAUCUAAAGCUAGACGUGCUUUGUGUGGUAAUAUACAAGAAGAAACACCAUACCCUCAGACUUAUUGUAGAUUUCUUUACAUCUGCAGUUUGGGGAAGCUUUAAAAGAGAGAACAAACAGCUUUACAUCUGCUCUAUACAUUUGACUUUACAGUGGGAAUUCCAGACACUCAACAUGACAGAAAGUAAAUAUAUGGACAUGGUAUUUUGUGGAAGAUCUUUUAAAUAAAAGAAAACCAUAAUGAU
Bufo gargarizans (Asiatic toad) is the source of this 2864-nucleotide messenger RNA. RefSeq names its product eukaryotic translation initiation factor 4H (gene EIF4H). The transcript has 7 exons. The record is from RefSeq and is a predicted model, not a curated record. Gene Ontology annotation, molecular function: RNA binding. Bases 93 to 854 code for a protein of 253 amino acids. NCBI's taxonomy places the organism in Eukaryota, Metazoa, Chordata, Amphibia, Anura, Bufonidae.